GAAAGAAAGAAAGAAAGAUGUAGAAGAAGGGAAUCCACACAACACCCUUUAUUCAAUUAAUUCAUAAUGGAAUUCAAAAACCAACAAACCACAUCUUCAUCUCACCAUCACCUUCCUUUUCAAUAUUCCCUCAGACCCAGAACAGAUCCUCCUCCUCCUCCUCCUCCUCCUCCUCCUCUCAAUCUAGAUCCCGCCCCUGCUUCCCCAACCUCCACUCCGCUUCGAUACAGUCAAUGCUUGAAGAACCACGCCGUGAAGACUGGUGGCCAUGUGCUCGACGGCUGUGGCGAGUUUAUGCCCAGUGGGGAAGAUGGUACUCCUGAUAGCUUUAAGUGCGCCGCCUGCGAAUGCCACCGGAGUUUCCACCGGAGAGUAUUGGAAGAAGAAGAUAUAACCAACAACACCCGCCUUCACAUCCUUACUUCCGCGCCACCACAAUAUAAUACCCAAUUCAGCAAUGGAAACAACAAUAAUAAGCAGUACCCUGGGAGGACUCGUGUUGCUCCGAUGAUGAUGACGUUCGGGGGUUCAACGGAAGCCCCAGCAGAGUCGUCAAGCGACGGUGGUGCAGAAGCAUCGGGGAAGCAGAAGAAGCGGUGUAGGACAAAGUUCAGCGGAGAACAAAAGGGGAAGAUGAUGGAGUUGGCGAACAAGAUAGGGUGGAAGAUUCAGAAGGCUGAUGAGGAAGAAGUGCUUAAAUUUUGCAAUGAAAUUGGGGUAAAGAGACAAAAUUUUAAGGUAUGGAUGCACAACAACAAACAAUUACCACCUACCAACAACAAUUCAUCAGGAUAAGACUAGCUUAACUUUAUUUAUAUAUAUCUUCAUGUAUUAUUAUUGCAAUAUUAACAAAAGUUUCAUCAUGGAAAAUGCUAAAUUAACGUUAUUUAAUUUAAAAGUUAAUUGAUGGUUUUGAAAUAAUGAUUUUAGUGGAGAAUGAUAUGAACAUGUUCAGUACUUAGUUUGCAUCUGUUGUUGAAUAUAACAAGAAUCGUAAGAUAAACCUGUAAAGCUUUUUUGCAUUCUUCAA
This is a messenger RNA of Cucumis sativus (cucumber), 1030 nucleotides long. Its product is annotated as zinc-finger homeodomain protein 6. The record is from RefSeq and is a predicted model, not a curated record. Gene Ontology annotation, molecular function: DNA-binding transcription factor activity; transcription cis-regulatory region binding. Lineage: Eukaryota; Viridiplantae; Streptophyta; Magnoliopsida; Cucurbitales; Cucurbitaceae. The coding region runs from base 67 to 795 and encodes 242 amino acids. Gene Ontology annotation, biological process: regulation of DNA-templated transcription; regulation of developmental process. Gene Ontology annotation, cellular component: nucleus. The transcript has 2 exons.